Fragaria vesca subsp. vesca is the source of this 1103-nucleotide messenger RNA. RefSeq names its product pentatricopeptide repeat-containing protein At4g38150-like. The record is from RefSeq and is a predicted model, not a curated record. NCBI's taxonomy places the organism in Eukaryota, Viridiplantae, Streptophyta, Magnoliopsida, Rosales, Rosaceae. Bases 93 to 1025 code for a protein of 310 amino acids. Gene Ontology annotation, molecular function: protein binding. The transcript has a single exon.
AACACACUCAAACACCAUUGGAGCCAAAACUCAAACACCGCAAUCCACACUCAAACAACAACAGUGAGCCUGAGCAAACAGAGCAAUCAAGAAUGGCCGCCAGAUUGGUAUCUCGCUCCGCUCUUCGCAACCAAUCCAAUGCACCCUUCUCCCUUCUCUUCACUAAGCUUCACUUAACCACAGUACCUCCAAUCAACCCCACCCACAAACCCAUCAUAUCUUCUUCUUCUCCCACAACAACCAGGCUUCUUCUUCUUCCUCCUCCAUCAUUCUCUUCUUUCCGCCUCUUCAGCUCCUCCUCACCCGCCACCAAAGGCACCACCCUCGUCAACUUCUCUCUCCCCUCCGACGACGAAGACGACACCCCACAUCCCUCCAAACCAAACGACAGGUCGUCUACGUCGUCGUCGAGGUCCCUCCCUCCUCCCUACGACCCGUUCAACAAGAAGCCGGCGUUCGAAGACCCAGAAGACCCGAAAGACUUGCAAGAAGUGUUCCACAAGAUGCGCUCAGACGGGCUCCAAAGCAAUGCAGUCAAGAUGUUCGACGCUUUGUCCAAAGACGGCCUCACCCACGAGGCCUUGGAGCUCUUCGCCCACAUCAAAGACAAGGGCCAAAUGCCCGACGUGGUGGCCCACACCGCCGUCAUCGAGGCCUACGCCACCGCCGGGAAGCCCAAGGACGUGCUCAAGGUGUACAUGCGGAUGCUGGCCUGUGGGGUGGCGCCGAAUGCGUAUACUUAUAGCGUGCUCAUCAAGGCACUCGCGGCCGAGGAGAGGUUCGUCGGGGAUGCGAAGAAGUAUGUGGUGGAGAUGUUGGGGAAGGGAAUAAGGCCUAAUGCCGGGACAUAUGUGGCGGUGUUUGAGGCGUUGGCGGGGGAGGAAAAGGCGGAGGAGGCGAGGGUGUUGUGGGAGGAGAUGAGAGGGAAGGGGUUUGUGGCGGACGAGCAGGCGGUGAGGGAGGUGCUCAAGGGUAGGAGGGGAGCUGUGGUUAGAAGUGUCAUCAACAUUCUCUUUGGAAAGUAGAUUUGAUUGCUGGUUUUGGAUGUGUUUGCUUUGAGGACAUUACUUUUGUGUUUGAUUAUUGCUAUGAACUUAUUCACC